AUGGUCAUUUUAACUCCAACAAAAUCUACAACACCUCACAGGUAAGAAUAGCCUACCACGCAGACGUUUUUAGGGGAUCUUAGGGACUUCAUCGCGUUACUGCCCCACGAACGUGGAAAAGGUACUCAUGAAGGAGGCCCUAAGACCGCGUGCGUGGGUGGGUAAAGGUACUGUAAAACGGGCAACAAAAACGUGCAACUUGUUUUGCAGCAUUGCAUCAAAACGAGUUAAAAAGCGAUGUUGCGCGUUUUACCACCCACAUGCAGCAAAUCAGCUUGUUGCAGGUUGCGAAAACUUGUUGCAGAAAGUAGAGAGUUGUUCUACUUUUUGCAACAAAACCUGUACAUGUUGCGCGUUUUACUGGCGCAGGCCAAAAUUGUUUUGCAGCAAGUGACGUAACUCCCGUGUUGCCCUUGUUACCGUACCUUUAGGUAAGAAUUAUUUUAAACUCUUCUAAAUACUAAACUGAAAAUAAAAACUGAAAACAUAACAGCCUUGGGUAUUCCUUAGAUUAAAAACAAAGCACAAAGUGUAAUGAUAAGGAUGCAAGGAAAAUGUAUAGUUUCGGUUAAACUUGACGUUUAAACCGCCUUCGUAAAGGAGACCCCGUUGUUGGUUAAAAUAGAUAGGUAUUGUGUCGUGGUGCUGGUAUAAUUUAACAGUGUCUUUUCGAUCUCUUUCGACCAGCAAAUUCUAGAAUAGUCUUUUUCUAGAAACUUGAAUCCCGGAAUCUUAAAAAGGUCUUGCACUAGGGAGUUUGCCAGCCGGGAAUUAGAACUUUUUGGAUGGCGUCUUCCACAUUUACUUAGCUGGGUUAGCUUUUUGUUAUUCUGAGUAAAGGUAAGGUAAAAAGAGGCCCAAACGGCCGGAGCUUAGCCCCGAUUCCUUAACAUGAAAUAUGCCUAGGAGUAUUGCUACUCCCCCCUGGACAAGAUGCUACUACAUCGCAGGGUUACCCACCAGCAGUAUGUCGCCGGAAGAGAGACAACGUCCUUGUAUAUAAGGGAACAACGCGACGGGCGAGGCUUGAAUCCAGGGCCUCCAGAUGCGGAGUGCGAGCUGUUAACCGCUGGACCACACACUUCUCCAUGUUAUUCUGAGUAACAGUUACUUAUUUGUACCCGGCAAACUUUCUCAUUUCUCUAACCUGCUUGAGAUGACCAAAUUUGAGGGAUGUUUGUAGUUAUUUCAGUACUGACGUCAGUCGCUAACGUCAAUGAUGGAAUAUAGAAAAUUGUCCACGAAUGACGUUAAGUAAGACAGCGGCGCAGCAGGUUAGUUGUUUUGCAAGAAUGAAAGCGAAGACGAAAGAGCCAAAAGACCAGCAAAUAAGGGGAGCAGGAAUACGCAAAAAUACCAUUCACUGGAUGUCAACUGCUUUUUGAAAAAUAUCUUAAAGAAAAAAAAUCCGUGCAUUUUCUUUAACGCUGAUGACCCGUGGACAAUGUUGUGAAGAAGCUAAGGUCUACGUGGAGGUAUUGUAAUGAUGUUUUGAGUUGAAAGGCUCGUCUUAUACCCUCAGGGAUCUGCAUAGUUCUUCAUGUUAAAAGAAAGCUGUAUUCAAUAAUUAUUUAUUAAUUAUUUUUCAUAUGUGAGUUGUAAAUGUGUUGUAGUAAUAAGGCGCAUUUGUAUUGAACGGUCGACCUCGAGUUCUGGAAGGCAAAGUUGAAUUUCAAUUCAUCGAAAUUAUUUGAAAAAAUGACACAUGUAUGACAUUUUCAGGUGUACUCUGCCGUCCGCGCAUAAUAACUGGUCACCAUGGGCGUGGGACUGGUGGCUUACUCAGCCAAAACAUGACGUCAUCAAAGAAGAAACAGAGCGUGAAGGAAAACAAACCGCUGACAACAAACAGCAGACA
Molecule: messenger RNA, 1858 nt
Organism: Porites evermanni
Lineage: Eukaryota; Metazoa; Cnidaria; Anthozoa; Scleractinia; Poritidae
Source: the annotation of a GenBank genome assembly